CCAUGACCGGAGAGUAAGUGUCAGUCACAUUCCGGUACUGAGAAGAGCAGUGCGACCGCAGGUCGUUUAAAUGAUACUUUUGAUUGCUUACAUAUACUUCAUGACAUUAUCCACUAAUUAAAGAGAGGCGGUUGCUAAGAGAUGACGAGCAAUGACAUCGCUGAGAGCCUGUGAUGUGCCGGAGGCUGGAGUCGAGUGAGAGAGUCCUGGGUCUGGGUCCCCUCUGUGUGCUCGUCCCCAGCCCACUCACACACAUGUGAAGAGGAGGAGGAGGAGGAGACUGGGGCAUCCAGACAGACACACAGACACCCUAACGAGCAGCGCAGCAGACCUGGAGGCACAGACAGAGAGAGGGACAGAGAGAGAGACAGACAUACAGAGACAGGCAGACAGGCACCGACACGCAGACAGACGGACAGACAGACAGACGGACAGGCAGACGGAAGGACAGACAGACAGACAGUCUGAAAAACGAGCAGGCCGCACACUCACCCCAAUGGCAGCUUCCACCAGUAUCUAUACUGCGUCGUUAACCCCAGGAUCCAGGAGUGUUAGACCCAGGGAGGACCCCCCUGAGGGGGCCAAUAGAGGGUCUCUCUGGGGGGACUCAGGUGAUGGAGGUGGGGGAAAUGAGGGCAGCACCAUCCAGGAGAAGACUCAUGACUUCUUCCAGAUCUGUGACAUUGAGGACAAGGGCUUCAUCACGCGCAGAGACAUGCAGAGGCUCCAUGGAGAGCUGCCACUGAGCGCAGACGAGCUGGAGAAUGUGUUCGACACUCUGGACUUGGACGGCAAUGGAUACCUUACUCUGGACGAGUUCUCCUCUGGAUUCAGUGAGUUUAUAUUUGGACAGAGACUGUCAGUGGGGGACCGGACGGGGGAGGCCAGCCCCUGUGAGACAGCGGCGGAGACCCUGUACCAGAGCCAGUGGGAGGAGCAGCUGGCGGGGAGUGAGGAUGAUGAGGAGAAGCACUUCUGCAUGCUGAUGGACAGCCUGGGAGCCAGCAAUGUCUUUGAGGAACCUGGUGAGGUGCGUAGCCUGUGGGCUCAGCUGAGGAGAGAUGAGCCGCAUCUCCUCUCCAACUUUGAAGAAUUCCUGGCCCGAGUCACCUUCCAGAUCAAGGAGGUCAACCAGGAGAAGAGGGAGAUGGAAACCGCCCUCAAGAGGAAAGCAGCCACGCACGAUGACGAGAUCCAGCGGCUCUAUGAGGAGAUGGAGCAGCAGAUCAAGGCUGAAAAGGAGCGGAUCCUGAUGCAGGACUCUGAGAGGUUCCUGACUCACAGUCAGGACCUGGCAGACCAGCUGACCAGUAAGGAACGGGAGCUGGAGCAGCUCUUCCAGAAAGAGAGGAGGCUGGAGCACCAGUGCCGGGAUCUGCACAGCGAGCAGCACGUGACCAGGGUGGAGAACGUGAUGUUGAAGCAGACCAACGAGGAUCUGGCCAGGGACCUGGAGCACACCAGCCAGGAGCUGCAGGUGGCCCAACAGCAGCUGGACCUACUGCAGGAGCAGGCCUCUCAUCUGCAUGACGACAGGGAGAUGGAGAUGUACCGAGUGACUGAGGGACUGCAGAGAGAGAGAUCCAGCCUGCUGAAACAGCUGGACCUCCUGAGAGAGAUGAACAAGCAUUUACGAGAUGAGAGAGACAUGUUCCAACAGCCCAUGAACUCAAUUAAAAAGCCAGGAUGGAAGCAGAGGUCUGGAUCCAGUACUGUGAAACUCACAGACAGUGAGGCAUUCAGAAGUGAAUAUGAAGGGGAGGUGGCCUCGCACAAGAAGAAGAGCAUGGCGGGGGUGAAUGGCUGCAGCCUGGAGGAGGAGGUGUGCGGGGGCCGGGGGGGCCCCCAGCCCCCCCAGCGAGGUCAUCUCCAGAGGAUCAUCUCCAUCGAGGAGGACCACCUCCCCUAUCUCCUGCAGGAGGAUUACCACGCCGAGCUCCGAGAUUGGAGGGAGGAGGAGGAGGAGGGGGUGGAGGCGGAGGAGGAGGAGGGGGAGGAGACAGAUCUGGAGAUGACCAUUGUUGGCUCCGCCUCCCAGGACGAACAGCAGUGGCAUGGGAAGGAGGGGGGCAGCGGAGAGAGGGCGGCGCCCACUUCACCCCGAGGUCAGCCCGUUGGCAAGGAGACGGUUCCAAAUGAGGAGGGUGCUUGCCUGCCCCCUGACCGGCUCUUUAAGGUGGUCCUGGUGGGCAACUCGAGCGUGGGGAAGACCUCCCUCCUCAGACGCUUUUGUGAUGACUUAUUCUACGCAGGCACCGCUGCCACCGUGGGGAUAGACUACAGUGUAAAGACCAUUACCGUAGACAGCAGCCAGGUGGCGCUACAGAUGUGGGACACAGCAGGACAGGAGAGGUAUCGCAGCAUUACUAAGCAGUUCUUCCGGAAGGCAGAUGGAGUGGUUGUUAUGUAUGACAUCACAUCUGAGCAAAGCUUCACAGCUGUCAGGCAGUGGCUGACCAGUGUACAGGAAGGAGCUGGCGAGGACAUUCCCAUCAUGCUGCUGGGCAACAAGACAGACAAAGACAGUGAAAGAGAGGUCCAGGGCGGAGUAGGAAAGAAACUAGCCAAGGACCACCAUCUGAUUUUCUACGAGUGCAGCGCCUGCUCUGGACACAAUGUAGUGGACUCCAUGCUGCAUUUGGCCAGGGUCCUGAAGGAGCAGGAGGACAGACAGAAAGAGAAGACGGUCAUCCUGGUGAACAGCCCCUCCCAAAAGAAAAGGUCCUGUUGCUAACCAGGGUUGGACUCAGCCAAUCAAGAUGAAGGAACUGGUUCAGGCUCAACCAAUCAGGAGGAAGGACCAGGGUUUUAGUUUAGUUCCAUAUUCCAUUUUUUUUUUUAUUAACUACAAAAUGACAACUUGAAAGAAAAUAUUGAUAGAAAAUUGUUUUGGGUUUUGGAAUUGAAUUUGAAGGCUGAAUGGAAUUGAAGCAAACCUGAGUUCAUGUAUGGACUGCCAGCACCAUUGCAGUGUGCCCACGUGUAUCUCUAGAUCUGUUAUCCACACCAUACUGUACCUCUCAUCCAUAACCCACCCACUCCCUCUCAGUCCACCUGCGGUUAUUAUGGCAUCUGUUGUGUCUACUUACACAACCAUUUUAGAGACUGUCUCACUGUCUCAUUCUAGACAUGGACCAGCCCACCUAAGUCUCACUGCCAGAGGGGCUCGAAUCACUUACAAAUGUGAUAUUGCACUAUUACAAAAAAGUAGAAGUAUUUAUUUUAUGAAAACAAAAUACAAAUGUAUUUUUAUGAAUAUGUAUUUUGAUUUGUGUGGGUACCAUAUCAAUGUACUGGAUUGUAAGUGAAUCACUUGGAAAGAGUUUUUAAGGUUACCAUAAUUACCAGACUGGCGCAGUACUUGCCAACACAACAGAUACCAACACCAGCACAGCAUGCUAAAGGAAUUCUGUAUAACAUACCAGCACACUAGCAAGUUUAACUGUUGCAUAAUUUAAAAUGUGUUGACAACAAGAUUAUUAACUGUGUAAAGAAUAUGUUUAUUAUAUAUUUCUUAUAUUUUCGACGUUUAUUACUUUUCAUAUUACAUCUGCCACGUGUUUUGCAUGUUGAUGUUUUGGAUUGGUCAGAAUGCUGUUUUCAUUGUAUUAAUCCAUUUAUCUAGUCAAACAUUUCAAUAUGCUUCUUUUUUGUUCACUUUAGAAUGUGUUUUGUAAAAUAUUUGUUUUGUUAAAAAUGUGUUGUUCAGAGUAUAUAAAGCACACUAAGAAAUUAGUGUGCCUUUUUAUACACACAUUUUGCUUGUGUAUUGUGCUUUUGAUGGACUAGGGUCACCACAUGUGCCACGCUAAAGCCAAUGUGUUUGCACAAAUAUGUAUAUGUAAAUAUGAAUAAAUAUUGAACAAAUAUCUGUAUAAUAAAGAAUAU
Messenger RNA from Osmerus eperlanus (European smelt), 3888 nucleotides. RefSeq names its product calcium release activated channel regulator 2Aa (gene cracr2aa). Bases 497 to 2734 code for a protein of 745 amino acids. Gene Ontology annotation, molecular function: GTP binding; GTPase activity; calcium ion binding. The transcript has 18 exons. Gene Ontology annotation, biological process: vesicle-mediated transport. NCBI's taxonomy places the organism in Eukaryota, Metazoa, Chordata, Actinopteri, Osmeriformes, Osmeridae. The record is from RefSeq and is a predicted model, not a curated record.